AUGGUCGCAUUCUCCUGCUCGCCAGAUUGGCUUCCCGACGACCCAUUGAUAGAAAAUAAGACACCGAAAACUGCGAGACACAUAUCCAAGAUGCCGGCUGAGGAUUUCAUAGUAUUAACUUUUCACUGGGUCAUACAUUAUCUAUCUAUCUAUCUAUCUAUCUAUCUAUCUAUCUAUCUAUCUAUCUAUCUCAGUCCUAGAAUUUUCUUUCUUACUUUCAUUCUUUCUUUCUUUCUUUCUUUCUUUCUUUCUUUCUUUCUUUCUUUCUUUCUUUCUUUCUUUACCCCCAAGUCCUUGUAUAUUGUUUCUUUGUUUUUCUUCCAGAUCUAUCUAUCUAUCUAUCUAUCUAUCUAUCUAUCUAUCUAUCUAUCCCAGUCCGCUCAUUAUAUAUCUAUUCAUUAUUUAUCUUUCUUUCUUUCUUUCUUUCUUUCUUUCUUUUUUAUUAUAUUCAUUUACUUUUUUUCUAUCUAUCUAUCUAUCUAUCUAUCUAUCUAUCUAUCUAUCUAUCUAUCAAUCCGAUUCUUUCUUUCUUUCUUUCUUUUUCUUUCUUUCUUUCUUUCUUUCUUUCUUUUUUCUUUCUUUCUUUCUUUCUUUCUUUAUUUCUUUCUUUACCCCUCCUCAAGUCCUUAUAUAUUGUUUCUUUGUUGUUUUUUCUUUCCAUGUUUAUCUAUCUAUCUAUCUAUCUAUCUAUCUAUCUAUCUAUCUAUCUAUCUAUCUGAUUCUUUAAAUAUUUUAUCAUUCUUUCUUUCUUUCUUUCUUUCUUUCUUUCUUUACCCCUCCUCAAGUUCUUAUAUACUGUUUCUUUGUUGUUUUUUCUUUCCAUGUUUAUCUAUCUAUCUAUCUAUCUAUCUAUCUAUCUAUCUAUCUAUCUAUCUAUCUAUCUAA
Messenger RNA from Acanthosepion pharaonis, 885 nucleotides. The record is from the annotation of a GenBank genome assembly. NCBI's taxonomy places the organism in Eukaryota, Metazoa, Mollusca, Cephalopoda, Sepiida, Sepiidae.